AGAAAGGUUCUAUAUAGCACCAAGAAGGGUUCUGCUACUGUUAUGAUGCCAAGCUUAUAACAGCAGCAGCAGCAAUAGGAAUCACAUAUAGAGAACCAUACAAUCUGGAGAACCCUUUGAAGAACCAGUUCACUAUUUCAAGACUGGUGUUUGGCUCCCUCUUGUGUUGAAUAGCCUGAACUGCACCUGCAGUCACAUUUAUUACUUGGUUUUAUCUACGUUUUUAGCAGCAUUCUCGGCGACCUUUGGUCGGCAAAUAUUAACACGACCGGACACCGAGUUAAAUCGAUUUUUUUAGCCAGUGUCCAGCUUGUUUUUUGAUGUUUUAACCGUGUUUAUUUGUCGAGUCUGCGCAGUCGGUCAGUCAGCAGUGACGCAGCGCCUCAGAAACCAAAACAGAGCAGAAUGGCUCCUCGGCGGUCGCUAACAAGCUAACUAACGGCAACGGUUCGCCUCCUUUAUUCCGGGUUUUCUCAACCGGCCGUUCCUGACCUUUCGGGCGGUCAACGGGCCUGUAUUCCUGAGAUAACGACCGUGAGAAAACCGCGCUGUCAUGAGCUCGUCGGACCCGUUUGCCGAAGUGGAGCGGCCGCGACACCGGCCCUUCCUCAUCGGGGUCAGCGGGGGAACCGCCAGCGGGAAGUCCACAGUGUGUGCCAAGAUCAUGGAGCUGCUGGGCCAGAACAAGGUGGACCACCGGCAGAGGAAGGUGGUCAUCGUGAGCCAGGACAGCUUCUACCGAGUGCUGACCGCCGAGCAGAAAGCCAAAGCUCUCAAGGGCCAGUAUAACUUUGACCACCCAGAUGCGUUUGAUACGGAGCUGAUGUGUCAGACUCUGAAGGACAUUGUGGAGGGGAAGGUGGUGGAGGUUCCCACGUAUGACUUCGUCACUCAUUCCAGGCUGCAGGAGAAGAUCCGCGUGUAUCCUGCAGAUGUUGUUCUGUUUGAGGGGAUCCUGGUGUUCUACACUCAGGAGGUCCGAGACAUGUUCCACAUGAAACUGUUUGUUGAUACGGACUCAGACGUGCGUCUGUCACGCAGAGUUCUGAGGGACAUGAGGAGAGGUCGUGACCUGGAGCAGAUCCUUACGCAGUACACCACCUUUGUUAAACCUGCCUUUGAGGAAUUCUGCCUACCAACCAAGAAAUAUGCAGAUGUGAUUAUUCCUCGCGGAGUGGACAACAUGGUGGCGAUAAACCUCAUCGUGCAGCACAUCCAGGACAUCCUGAGCGGUGAUAUCUGCAAGUGGCAGAGAGGGGCUGUUAAUGGACACACCCACGGGCGGAGCUUAAAGAGGGGCGUUCCCGAUCAAGUGGAGAACGACAGCGUUGUGGCAGCCAUGCCAAUAAAGCGCCCCCUGCUGGAGCCCAGCACACGGCCACAUUAACUAACGCACACAGGGAGGAGAAGGUGGAUGUGUUAAAACUUGAAGAGCUGUAAACAUCUGUGCAUGCUUCCAACAAACACACACACACAUAUAUAUAUAUAUAUAUAUAUAUAUAUACAAAUACACAAAAACACACACAUAUACACAUACACACAAAUACACAAAAACACAUACACACACACAAAAACACAAAUACACACACAGUACAGAGUCGCACCUUAUCUAUUACUCACAGGUCUGUCAUGUGAUUUAGGAGGAAGUCUAGCCUUUUCUUUGCUGUGUCAACUGAGUCUUCAGGUGUUUUGGUACCAUUUUGUAAAAACUGCCUGAAUCUGCUGAACCAGGUUCGGUUCUUUAAAGGCCUGAGGAACUCACUGGAUCAGCACCACGGAUGUGAACUGGACACAGAUUCCCCAGAAAGGCAGAAGCAGCUGCACUUCAUUAGAAACCUCUGCUUUGUAUUGCGCUCUCUCCACUCUGAGCGCCACCUACGUGAUACACAAUUAGAAAGAUGGUUAUAGAUGGUUCUGUUUAGAACCUUGAGUUCUCUGUAGAACCAUUCCAUGCUUAAACUCUUCUACGCAUUGUGAAAUGGUGCUUCGGAUUGAUGGUGAACGUGUUGUAUAGGGUUCUGUAUAGCACCAAAAACAGUUAUUGUUAUAAACAUGAUGUAACAAUAGCAGAACCCUUGUUGAACAGUUACUAUUGUUACUAUUGUUUGUUUUUCAAAAAGGUUCUGUAUAGAACCAUAAGCAACAGAUUCUCCAAUCUGAAGAACCAUUUCACCCAUGAAAAAAACUGUUUAAGCACAUUCUUAUAAAGGAUGGUUCUUUAAGGGUUCUUUAGGGAACGAAAGAAAAAAAGUAGUUCUACGUAGACGUGUGAAUACUCAAAGACCCUGUGGGUGACUUACGGGUUCUUUGCAUUGUCAGAUGUUUCUUCAGACUGAUGGAGAACAUGCUGUAGAUAGAACUUGUUUGAAAAGGGUUCUUCUAUUGUAACAAGCUUGACAUCGUAACAACAGAAGAACCAUUUUGGGUGCUAUAUAGCACCCUUAUCAAAAAGGACCAUCUACAUCAAUCUGAAGAACCAUUUAAGCUUUAAGCUUGAAAUGGUUCCAAACAGAGCCAUUGCAUUUACUGAAGAAGCGUUAAAGAACCCUUUUUUUUUUAAAUAGGUGUAGUUACAAACUGUAGUUGCUGCAGUUGGUCAGUCUCUGACCACAAGAGCUUGAAGGGAGGGGUUUCUAAUAAAAUGGCCAGGAAGCUUGAUCCCAGAAUCACGUAGCACAAGUUGGUCAGCGGUUCUGCGUUUUCUAUGAAGGCGUCGCUGUAGAACAGCAGCCGUCACCUCAUCACUCAGGAAUCACCGGAGUGGCUCUCAAAGCACCAACAGACAACAUCGAUGCCCCAUUACGGUCGUCCUGCCGAGCUGGACUGCGUUUUGGGGAAACCGGGCCUCAAAAAGUUCCGACAGUUAAUGAGGGAAAUGGUUUUGCCUUCUGAAAGCAGCUCUGACCUGUUCUACCAGUCCUACCAUGAAACACGGAACUGCCUUAAAGCACGUUUCUGAGAAAUGUCUCGAUGUAUUGUGACCAUAUUUAAUGAUAUUAAUCUAUUGCUCCAAUCACCGUUAAUAUUCAUGUGCAUUUCUGUUUUCUACUGUCAGAUUAUUUGUAUCCGUCAGUCCUAAAUUCCCAUUAAAUGUCUGUUGGCUCUUAUAAAUGCGAACGCUUUACAAACGGUUCAGCACCGGUCGUUCGUUUCCUUCAUGUCGGACUUUAAACAAUAUUAAAUGUUAACAUUCA
Molecule: messenger RNA, 3194 nt
Organism: Pygocentrus nattereri (red-bellied piranha)
Lineage: Eukaryota; Metazoa; Chordata; Actinopteri; Characiformes; Serrasalmidae
Gene: uck1
Product: uridine-cytidine kinase 1
Exons: 7
Coding region: 554-1387 (277 amino acids)
Cellular component (GO): cytoplasm; cytosol
Molecular function (GO): kinase activity; ATP binding
Source: RefSeq, a predicted model, not a curated record